ACAUAAAAAACUCCAAGGAGCCUAUCUGUGUGAGGAGAAAAUUCUUAUUUUCCCAUUGCAGUGUCCAAACAGGAAAAAAUCGCCUGAAAAACAUCGUAAUAUUAUCAAGAAACUGAUUUCUCGGUGCAAGGUACUGGAAUAACCACCCGAGGAGUCCUUUCUGUGCGUGUGUUUCAUAAAAUGGGAAUCUCAAGCAAUAGCAGUAGUGAUGAUUGUAAUUGUUUUGAACGAAGCAGCAGUGAAUCGAUAGAAUGCAUUGAUCAUCAUCGCAAACGAGGAUCAUUUGUGGAGUAAACUGCAAACUAUAUGUUUUUGUGUUGUGUUUAUGUUCUGUUGUGCUGUAAACUCGGUGAUAUAUCGAGCGAAAAUGAUUUUUCUUGAAUCAGGAGUUGGUUAGUGACUGAAACGUACGAUUCUGUGGAAGUUCAAAAGGUGGUGAAAAAAUGGCAAAAAAUAUGUAUACGCGAUUGUACUCAAAACGCAUUCGCGUUUCUGCGGGAGAAUAUUGUGCGAAUCAAUAGAUUAGAGGAAAAAAUAACUUGCUCGUUAAUAUUACUGGAAAAGUAUCGGGUGAAAGGGUUCGACCAGAAAAUAUAGGUGUAUUUGGCAAAGAAAUUUCAGCUUGUGAAGUUUCAAAAAAAAUAGUGGAAAACACUCAAGGUAAACAUUGUGUAGUGAGAUGGCAGCACCGACGCAAACGUAAGGUUGUUGUCAAAACUACGACAAGUGUCAUCUGCCGAGGGCGCCAAGAAUUAAUAGCUUUUUGACGUCUCGUAGUGUACUAUAGAAAGGAUUGUGUAUAUAACAGGAACAUAAGGAUUUGCAUAGACGAUACGCACGACCCCAUACAGAGUAAUAAUGAUAGUUUUGAUUUCUGCAAAUAAGUGUGAAUCAAAAAAAACGUCGUUGUCAUAUUCAGCUACUUACUCUCUUGUAAUAAUCAAUAGAAUCACCCACAAACAACAAGACACAUAGAGAUACAUCUGAGCACUGGAAAGCAGUGUGGCAGUAGCGCAUAAUUUCGCUUGUGCUUAAGGAAUAAAAUUCGUUAUAUAUUGCGCGGCUCAGUUUCCAAAACUGACAACCACACCACCAAAUUCAGCUGGAUAUUCGCGCGGACUAUACAUAUUCGGGCAUUUGAUUGCCCGUCCCCCCUCUCUGCACAGUGGCCAAAAUCAUCCAACAACUAUUCACGUCGUUAACAAAGUAUGUCGCAGAAAGGCCAGAAGCGAUCGAACCGUGCCGAAAAUGAUGGACCACCGCCGAUCAAGAAGCGCAAGGGACGCCCAGCGGUCUCAUCGAUGGAGGACGAUAACUCGCUUACGUCGAACACCGGGGGUCCGACAACUCCAACCAAGAACUGGCAGCCGCGGGCGGUCAUCGAUCUCAAGAUGUCCAGCAUCUACAACCGUUCUGCACCGGAAGCACCGGCUGAAUUGUUUAGGAAAGAUCUUAUCAGUGCCAUGAAGCUACCCGACUCGGAACCACUGGCAGCCGAUGAAUACUGGGUCAUCAACGACCAAUGGAAGCAGGAAUGGGAACGAGGCGUGCAGGUUCCCGUGAAUCCCGAUUCGUUACCAGAACCAUCUGUGUCUAUUUUGUUAGAGAAUCACUAUAAAAAACGACAAGAUUUUAAGCUCCCAAAAAAUAAAUAUAUUCGGAUAACAAAGGAUGAAACAUUCUCCCACGAUCAACACUAUCUAUCGAACACACCAGCUGUCUCGGAACAGGUUUGCUACUAUGAUCUCGACCAGUGUGACGAAGCAUGGCUGAAGGUAUUCAACGGAGAGCGGAAUCUAGCUGGACUGGUGCCAGUGACCGACGAGCAGUUCGAAAGAGUCGUUGAGGAACUUGAGGUCCGGUGUUGGGACAAAAUCCAAGCAAUCAUGAAGAGCGAAGAAGGCCUCGGCAUUGAGUACGAUGAGAAUGUAAUUUGUGAUGUGUGUCGUUCGCCGGACUCGGAGGAAGCGAACGAGAUGGUGUUCUGUGAUAAUUGCAAUAUUUGUGUACAUCAGGCUUGCUAUGGGAUUACGAAUAUACCGUCUGGUCAGUGGAUGUGUCGAACAUGUUCAAUGGGACAGAAGCCGGACUGUGUGCUGUGUCCGAACAAAGGUGGUGCAAUGAAAUCAACACGUUCCGGCCAGAAGUGGGCGCAUGUCUCGUGCGCCCUGUGGAUACCCGAGGUCAGUAUUGGCUCCGUUGAUCGGAUGGAACCCAUCACAAAGAUAUCCAGUAUACCGGCGAGCCGAUGGGCAUUGAUCUGUGUGCUCUGUCGGGAACGAGUUGGCGCUUGCAUUCAGUGUUCGGUGAAGACCUGCAAGACAGCGUACCAUGUGACGUGCGCUUUCCAACAUGGACUGGAGAUGCGAGCGAUAAUCGAGGACGAGAAUGCCGAGGACGGAGUGAAGCUUCGGUCCUACUGUCAGAAGCACGGUGUUCACAAAGGUAAACGUGAUAAUAAGAAUUCCAACAAUAACGCGGGUUCGGCUUCUGACGAGGAUGCUGGAACUACGGGCGAGAUCAAACGAAAGAAGCGUAAAGACAUGACGUCCGAGGAACGUAAUCAAGCUAGGGCGCAGCGCAUGCAAGAAAUUGAGGCCGAGUUCGAUAAACAUGUCAGUGUUAAAGAUAUUAGUUGUCAUUUAUUAGAUGUUGAUCAGGAAGCUAUUCCUUACAUUUAUAACUAUUGGGUAUUAAAGCGCAAAUCCGGUCACAAUCGUCCCCUGUUACCGCCCAAGUCCGAUGAUGUGGACAUGGUGGCUCAGAACCAGGAACAGGCGGAUGAUCUGGAGAAGAUGAAGAUGUUUGUCCAUCUGCGGCAGGAUCUCGAGCGCGUUCGUAAUCUUUGCUACAUGGUCAGUCGACGGGAGAAGCUGUCCCGGUCAUUCUUUCGCAUGCGUGAACAGACAUUUCACAAACAAAUCGCCGCCCUCAGUCAGCGAGCCAACGAUAGGAAACCUUUAGACGAAUCUGCAAUCGAUGUAAUUAUGCAAGCGAACCAUGGUCCUACGAUAUAUGAUAGACUAUAUUCAAGUGAUUCCGUUAGUAAUAGGGCAGUAAUGAGUUUAGAGGACAUGUUGAAUUGCAUAACCGGUGUAAGUAUUACCAGUUCCGGUACAGGUAGCUGUAGCACUAAGGUGAACAGCCGCAAGCAGCAGCAGCAACAGGACAAAGAGGAAAGCACUGGCCACGGUAACAAGAAACUCCCUGACAUAAAUGGAAUAAACAAGUCCACAAACCAACGGUCAGGUGCAAAUAAACUACAGGAUGGUUCUCACAAACGGACAUAUGUUAACGGUGCGACGGCGCGACGAAGUGUCAGUGAUAUUUCCAGCGAGAGCGAUAGUCAUUCGAGGCGAAAUGUCAGCACCAGCGCAAGUUCGGCGGAAGAGGAUAUCGUUAAGAAAAGUUCUCCUCCGGCGCCGAAGAAGAAAGCCCGCCAAUCGAAAGCCGCGGAUCGUAAACGAAGAAAAAUCAGUUCUUCCGCGGAGAAGAAUCGGAGUAACUCGAUGGAAAGCUCGAGCGAUGAUGAGCCUAACGAUCGACUCAAGGGUGGCGCACCUAGUGGUGGUGUCGAAGCACAAUCAAAGAAAGGAGGGAAUCAAUCACGCAAUCAAUCCCUGCGGCAGAUGGAACGCGAGUUAGUGGACGAUCGCAUGCAUUUAUCUGAUUCGAACGACAGUGACGAGAUUGUACCCAUUAUGUCACGCGCCAUCAAUCAGACCGGUGGUGCGCCAUGUGCGUAUACCAACAAGAAAAUGAUGCACAUCUACUCCGACUCGGAUAGUACCGAUAAGGAUAAGACUGAUAAUACAGCAAGUGACUCUCAGCAGCAUCCCUUCCGUACCAAAGCAGCGAUGAAAGAAUUUAAUUUGGCCGAAGCUGACAGGCUUAAGCAGAAAUCAUCGGCGUUACCAAUGAAACCGGUCAAAUCGGUAACGAAUGUGACGCCCUCUGUUCAUGAUACACCUCCUCUCGUUGCUCCGGCGAAAGAUGAGCCGAAGAAGUCGUCUCCUGAGCAAGCCGCCUCCGGCGCUGUGAAUAGUAGCUGCAGCAGUGGUUAUGCGUCAUCGAAUAAAACAUGCAAAGAUGCUGCUGCUAGUGCGACGAUGGGCAGAAGAAAGUCGGAAAAAGAAAACACGAAACAACUGAACAAGAAAGAAUUGGUAGAUUUUCUUGUGGUGCCCCAGCGCGAGGCAGCGAAGAAAGCAUCGGAGAAUUUAAUGAAAACAAACGUUAUCCCACCAGUGCAAUCAUCUUCCACGCAGGGCAGUACGAACGGGAGCCAACCUUCCACGGCAAGAAAAGACUUCAAAGAAGGACGAGAGGCGGUAUCGAGUAGCAGUAGUAGUAGCAGCAGUAGCAGUAGUUCCAGCAGUAGCAGCAGUAGCAGCAGUGGCAGCACAAGCUCAAUCAGUAGCACCGGAAGCAACAGCAGUACCCACAGUAGUACCAGCAGUGGCAUCAGCACAGGCAGCGGCACAAAAGAUGCUGAGUCUAAAGCUCUGGCAAGUAAUAAUAGGCAUACCACCAAGGAGGUGGUCGUGGAAUCACAGACACAGAAAGUGACAGCAACUGCUGCCAGAAGAAGCAAUAACAAAGCGACUAAACAAUCUCAGCAUGCGGCGGAACAUGCACUCAAGCCAUUCGCUGAUAAAGACCGUCAAACGGAGCCGGAUAAACGAGACAAAACGAUCGGAUCCAAGGAUCGGUUAGCUUCCAAAGACGCAGAUGCAGACAAAGACAAGGUGACUGUCGAUAAAUCUCAGCAAAAUCGUGAAAGUGCGAAAGAACCAUCGCUGCUUGAUAUGUUGGCAUAUGUUCCUCAGCGACAAGCAGCCAAGAAGGCAGCUGAACACAUCAAAAGUGGCAUGGGAAAACCUGCGGAAGUACCACCAGUUCCACCAGCAGCAGCAGCGUCGUUUACUGCCGUAAUAGAAGAUCGUGCCACAAAAGCUUCAGCCAAAACCGAUAAGCCGAUAUUGCCCAUGCCGUCAACAGUGGUUAAUCGCAAAGAUGAAAAGAAAACAUCUACCCCUUCGAGCAGUUCCAGCUCGGAAACAAGUUCCUCAUCCUGUUCUAGCUCUAGCAGCUCUGAUUCGGAUAGCGAAGAGGAGGAGGAAGAACAAACUGCUAGCAAAAAGACACCUGCCGAACCCUUAUCGAGUAAAGCUGCCGCAGCAGCGACAGCUGCGAAGAGUGCGUCAGCGUCACUUGCCAGCAAGGCGGCCCCGAAUGCCGCGCGGAAAACAGACCGUCAGAUGCCCUUUCUUGACAAGAGUAAAUCUUCCGGAUCUACUUCCAGUUCUUCCUCCUCUGAUAGCGAUUCCGAUUCUAGCAGCAGUCAGAGUGACGAUGAGCCGGGACGAUUACAAGCGACAGCAAAAGGUGAUCGCAGGAAAUCCCUGUCAACAAAACCCGAAACUACUAGUUCUAGGAAACAGGUUAGUCGAAAAGAGCAUGAGUCUGGUAAGAAAGCUGCUGCAGCCUCGCGUGCAUCUGAUAAGACUACAGCUGUGAACGCGAAAAGGGCACAAUCGCCACCAGCACCACUCGCUUCUACUAAAGUCACGAACGCUGCAACAGGCAAGCACCAAACUAAGACCACAGCAGCAUCGGAUGAACUGUCUCAACCACCAAGUGCCAGUUCCACGUCACCCGCGAAAUCUAUUACCGCCGCUGGAAAGGACAACAUGUGCAAUAAUCGAUCCCGCACCGAAGACUUAUUCAAACAGGUGGAUAGCGCUAAGACUGGUAGGAAAACAAUGCCCAGCAGGCGCAAUUCCUGUCUGGUGACUCCAAACGAAAUAAAACCUCCACCGGCGGCAGCAGCGUCAGACAUGGGUAACAACAAGUCGGUGCCAAUUCGAAGCCGGCGGAAGUCCGUUUUCGUGGACUUUGAUCGUGAGAAGAAAGAAAAGGAGCGUUUGGCGGCUCUGGCGGAAAAGACUAUCAAGGAAGCCCAGCAGCAACAACAGCAGAAGAAGAAGGCCGAGAAAGCGGCAGCCGAUGCCGCCGAAAAAGCGCUGGCUGCUGAAAAGGCCGCGGCCGCUGAGAAGGAGGCGGCUGCCAAAAAAGUGGCAGCAGAGAAGGAGGCGGCGGAGAAGGCAGCGGCGGAAAAGGCAGCUGCUGAGAAGGCAGCGGCGGAAAAGGCAGCUGCUGAAAAGGCGGCGGCUGAAAAGGCGGCGGCUGAAAAGGCGGCGGCGGAGAAGGCGGCUGCUGAAAAGGCAGCAGCUAAGAAAGCAGCGGCUGAGAAGGCAGCGGCUGAGAAGGCAGCGGCUGAGAAGGCAGCGGCUGAGAAGGCAGCGGCUGAGAAGGCAGCGGUUGAGAAGGCAGCGGCUGAGAAGGCAGCGGCUGAGAAGGUAGCGGCUGAAAAGGUAGCAGCAGAGAAGGCGGCAGCAGAGAAAGCUGCCGCUGAGAAGGCGGCAGCUAAGAAGGCAGCAGCUGAGAAGGCAGCGGCUGAAAAAGCAGCUGCGGAAAAGGCCGCGGCUGAAAAGGCUGCGGCUGAAAAGGCAGCAGCCGAAAAAGUAGCUGCCGAAAAGGCAGCAGAAGAAAAAGCUGCGGCAGAAAAGGAGGCGGCCGCAAAGAAAUCCAGCGUGGUUCAAACUGUUGUAAAGCUAUCUCAUAAACCCAGUCGUAGGGGGGAAUCCAAAUAUUCGACUUCGAGCGAAAGCGGUGGAGGACGUGGCGGCAGAGCUAAUACCAAUGCUAUUCUUAGAGAAAAGGAAGAUAUAAUACUCAUAGAUGAUUCUUCAUCGCGAAGUAGUACCAGAGAGAAGGAUUAUGAACCGAGAAUUCCAGUGGCCACAACGACGGACGUUGAGGAAGAGCACAAGAAGAAGGAGGAAAUAAACCUCUCCAAUGAAUUGGAAGGAAUUGUUAAGAAUCGUCUCAAAGACGAAAAGGCACAUGAGCAACAUGUGGCAUCCAUGGGAGGUGAUACUAGAACUAGGUUAGGAAGCAGUAGUAAUGAUAAAUACUCAAAGAGUUCGAACACAAGCGACAAAAUUAAACUUAGUGGUAGCGGUGAAUGCAUUGCUGAUUUCAAUUUACCAAACAAGAAUGAUGCUGUUGUGGAUUCGGCUAGUGAUAAUAAGUAUGAGCUUCCGUUACCGACCAUCUCCACUACGACGGAUGAGAAAAAGCAGAGACAACAACCCUGGAUGGUGGCUGCUGAUAGUAAAAAAGAUAUCGAAAUUAUUUCGCUUGUUGACGAUUCUAGAUCGAACGAUGGUCGCGAUGUGGUAAUCGUUGAAGAUGGAUCGAGUGACGCCAAAUUAGAGCAACCUUUGGAUUCGGUUGCUAAGGCUGAAGAUAGUAAGAACGAUAUUUCUGUAGGAGGAACCCCGCAUUUGCAGUCAGUGGAAAGCACGGAGAAUAAAAAUGUGCCAGCUGUUGACGACGAAAAGAAACAAUUCGAGCUUGAAUCGUUGGCAGCAGAAUCGAUUACUCCAGUCACCACAUCAUCAUCAUCGUUUCAGACACCGACGAACGUGGAAAACAUUCCAACUACUACCACUAACAGUAUGAGCAGCAUGAUGAACAAUUUCACUAGUAGCAACAAUACCAAUAAUAGCAAUAAUUCGGCCUCCAAAGAUUCCGGAUUGAACACGUCCAGUGGAAAUUUGUGUCAGUCGAUAUUCGACUUGUUAUUACCAACGGAAACCGAGUCUGUUACGGAUGAUACGUUCGGUUUGAAUCAGCCCCUAAAUUUUCCUUUCAUGGAGGAUUGCAAAGAGGAUACUCAGCGGGAAACGCUGAAUCUUGUCGAAAAGUUACGGCAAAAGUACAAGAAAGGUUCAGGAUCCGGCCAAGAACACAAGCAAGACGAAUCGAAGGAUUCGCGUUCCAGUAUAAUUUCACUGGAGGAUGAUGGUAAACUCUUCGACGCUGGUAGCCAAUCCACGGGCUUGAACUUCAACACCAGUGGUAAAGACAUUCCUGCGAUUGCACAAGUUCUCGAAAAAGGUAAACCAAUGGCCAACAACGAUAUGGAGUUCUUCAACAAGUACGGCUCCAACGAUGAUGUUGAGAAUUCGUUACAUCACAAUAAAAAGAAUCUGAAAGAAGGACACUUGGAUCAUCUCACCAGCAGACCUUCCGAUGAGAGGUGGGUACCUCCGUCAAUGCUACAGGAGCACAACCAGCAACAACAGCAGCAGCAGCAGCAGCAGCAGCAGCAGCAGCAACAACCUCCUCCUACUACAAUCAAUGAAAACCGUGCGGUACUUCAACAACAACAGCAGCAACAAACCCAACCGCCAAGUUGCAUGGAAGCCGUCGGUUUGCUCAAUAAUCAGUCUAGUACCAGUGGCCAAAAGCAACAACCCACACAUAUAAGUCCACAGGUGCCUGGAUUGUUUGAUAGCUUGGUUCAGCAGCAGCAGCAGCAGCCAAAUCAUCACCACCAAUCGCAGCAACACUCUCAUCUCAAUGACAUCAACCAAUUGCAAGGAUUGGACUUCAUGCAGACGAUCAAAAAUGUUGCAAGUCAAAAUGAAGCUACCUCACUCUUAUUUGAAAAUCUUCAGCAACAGCAGCAUUCACAGCAGCGCCGCUGGAAUGACAUGGUCACGAGCCAGAAAAAGCACGAGUGCUCCGUGAUGCAGGAAAAGGAGAAUAUGCUCCUCAAGCAACAGCAACACGAUAUGAACGCAAACAAUCAUCGCAACAAACUCAAUGAUCUCAACAACUUUAUGGACAUACAAAAUCAAUUGCCGCAACCACAAGCUCAGCAAUCGCAACCGCCGAAUAACAGCCUGAAUCCACUCGAGCAGUACAAUUUCAACGAAACGUCGCAGUAUCCUGGUGCGGUGGCACUGUUCCCACCUACCAAUGUGCAGGUUCCCUUCCCGUCGCCUGGUGCCGCGAUGUUUCCGCCAAAUUUUGCACCGAAUUAUCAAUCCGGUAAACAACAGCAACAAUCACAUCAUCCGAUGCUGCCGACUGCUGCUGCCGGUGGACAGCAACAACAGCAGCAGCAGCAACAGCAACAGCAACCUCCAUCUUUACAGCAACCUUCCGUACACGGUGGGAAGCCGGAUGAUAUGAUAGUUACUAACAGUUUGUGCGGUGCGACCUUCACCUCAUCAUCACACAACAUGGCUCUAACGGAAGCCAUCGUAUCGCCGCCCCCAACAUCACAACAGUCUCAACAGAAGCAACCAAUGACGCCCCAAAUGGCGGACAAUAUGGCCUCGCCAUUGGCUGCAAUGGUUUCCCCCAACAAUCAACAACAGCAACAGCCAACUCCGGAGCACAACUUCAUGAUGGGCCAGUCGCCAAUGAUGGGAGGAACACAAACUCCCCAAAGGCAACAGCGAACACCCCAGCAGGACAGCUCGAGCAUACUGCAAUCGUUGGAUCAAAACAGUGCCUCAAAGAAGUCUCCCACCAAAUCGUCUCGGUCUUCUUCGCGUAUACAGAACCAAAGCCAUGCGGAUACGGCGGUGGCGACAGCGGCGAGCCUAAAUCAAAUGAAGUCUCCCAACAUCAGCCCGGGCAAGAGCCCAAAGACGUUCGACCCAAAACAGCAGCAGCAGCAGCCGCAACCACCACAAUCUUCAGUUGCUGGCGGUGUGGGUAAGGCGUUGAAGCCGGAAGGUGGUGCCAAACGGGGGCCGCGUGGUCCACGAACCAACAGCCAGAGCCAGCGGGGUGGAGCGGCGGCGAAGAAUAAAAACGGAAGGCAAACCCGGGGUGGUCGUCAACAGAUUAGUUUCAUGCCGCAGCUGCCACAUAACGAUUACAACGAUUUUAUGGGCGGUACCAUACACAACAAGCUGAUUGGAACGGUAUACGAUCCGGACUUUGAUGACGAUCUGGCGUGUAACAGCAUGGAAAAACUGCGUGAUAUGCGCGAUCGACGUCGUUCGAUUGACUGUCGUAUCACAGAUUCGUUCCGAGCGUCACGUGAACCAUCUAAGUCACCCAAAUUCCCCGGAUUGAAUCUGUACUCAUCGCAAAAUAACACCCUAGCGGCGAAGCAGAAUCGGUCCUCAUUCACGCCAACGUCCAUGCAGUCGGGGCUGGGUUCGGGUAUGGUUUCGGGUGCGGAAAUCAGUGUAACGCAAGCGAACGUUUCGAAUAGUUUGCAGGACAUGGUACAAACCGUUCUGCCGGGCCCAGUUGACAUGAGAACGUACAACAGUGGUUUCGAUACAUCUACCAACACGGAUGCGUACAAUAAUCAUUUGCUGGGGGCAUUCGCGAGUGGGACCGCCGAUCAAACGCUGGCCGAUAUCGACGAAGACAUGGAGAAUGAGUUGCAAUCGGCGCUGAAAGCUAGCAACAGCAAAAUGGGUACGACUCCUCCUGCCUCUAUCGCGCUCGCGCAAGUCUCGGUAUCGACGGAUUCUUCUAGCAUGACAACGACAUCGACGAUUUUUUCACUGGCCGCCUCAAACAUACCAUUGGCAAUGGCAACAUCGGCGCUGUCGACGGUGGAACCAAUCGAACCUCCACAGGAGGAAACAAACGAUUCCGAUAGCAUCACCACCAAAGUUUCGCUGUCAGAUUCUAGGAACAUCAUGAAACUGAAAAUCAAGGGACCACUAGCUCAAUUAGAUAACAGUUCAUCAUCGUCCACGGCGACGCUACAGCAAUCCAGUGUGAUGGAAUCUAGCCUGAAUGCGCUGCCAAUAAUGACAACUCCGAUGACGGUGAAUGUUGGCGCAGGAUCGUCCAACUUGAGGCGCAUGCGGAAGAAGGAACUGCUGCGCCAGUACUGGACCCAGGAUAUGAAUCACGACGAUCAGACCGGGUUGCAGGUGGUGGACCAGAGUGCGAAUAUGUCGUUGAACACAUCCAUCUGCCGGACGGUCGGCAUACCGAAAGCGGUUGAUUCGCUGUGUACAAUACCCACCAAGGAUGACUACAAAGACUAUGGUGGAGUGGAUUUCAAGAAACGAAGGAAGCUAUCGUCGAACAUGUCUCGGGAGUUGAGGGGAUUGGUACCGAUGGAGCACGAGAUAAUAGAAAGGAGAAGAAGCGUCGGAUCCACCGGAAGUAACGGUUCGGCGAGUAAUUCUGCUGCCGAUGUUGCGCCAGGGGCGAAGCGAAGAUCUCGGGCCAAUCGUACGGCAACCGUCACAUCCGUUAAUCAGCCGCAGGCGGCUCCCAAGCUGAAGAUCAAGAUCGGUUCAGAUGUGGUGGAAGCAUCAGGCGCAUACAGUGAUCGUAUUCGGCCACCCAAGAAACGAUUGGCCACAAUGGCUCCUCCCAGUCUUGAAGAUCUACGCCGGGACGCGAUGAUGUACGCCGAGCAAAUGAUGUUCGACGAUGAGGAAGAUGUGCGGAAGGCGAAGAAACACAAAAACAAAGACAAAGAUCGCGAUCGAGAGCACAAAAAGCGCAAAAAGGAAAAGAAACACAAGAAAGAUCGGGGCGAGAAGAUGGAAAAGGUGGAAAUUAUUAACAAAUCGGAAGAUGCUCCUCGGAUAGUGAUAAGGCUUGGAGUGAAGAAACCAGCAGCAGACGAAAGCAGCAUGCAGAGCAUUCCAAGGCCACCUUCGGGUCCAAGUGGUCACAACUCACCGGAAACAGAUCCACUUGCGCUGGAAAUGAGUGAGCUACACCAUUCGAACGAAAGCAGUAGCUGUAGCAGUAGUGCUGUUACGAAACCAAUGAUAACACCGAUUCGGCUGAAAUUGAAUCGGGGCUCUGCCGGUUCUUCCGCUUAUGUUAUGUCUGGCAAAUCAAAGGCAUCGGCGGCGAACGACCCGCAGCAGCAAGGUAAACCGCUUCUCGAGAAUUGUGAAGAGACCAAAACAUUGAACAUAGUUCUACCGAAACUUGAUAUUCCAUUGAAUACGGAUUCGAUAGAAUUGGUAUCAGCAGCAGCAGCGGCAGCGGUAGCAGCAACCCAAGUAGGUGAAAAAUCAUCGGACGCCGCUGUCAUCAAUGAGCUGAAUUGUUCCGUUAUGCCAUCCGGAAUGGAUAUUUUUCCCAUUGCUACGGACCUGAUACGAGGAGGAGGCCAUACGGAAUUUCCAGAUCCGCCGCCGCCGCCGCCCCAGCAUAGGCCAAUUGAGAUGGGUGCAAUGUCUUCGUUUUCUUCUUCCAGCUCUACCAUGUCUUUCAACAAUUUUGCAAGUGGUGCAAGUGCGUUUAAUCCGUUUGGGGGGUCCUCUUUACAACAGCAUCAUCAGUCACAAUCAUUCCCACAGCAGCAGCUGCAGCAGCAGCAACCGCAGCAGUCACAGCAACAACAGUCGCAACAGCAGCACGAGCUGAAUGCUGCUGCCGCUGUGAAAGAUUGUGAAGUGAGAUGACGAUUCAUGUAAAUAGACGUGUAAAUGUUUCACUGUUGUGCAAAACUCUCCAGUCAGAAUGUGUAUAUUCGUUUUUUUGCUUCCUGUUGGUACUACUAUUAUUAAUAUUAUUAUUAUUUUGUUUUAAUUUUAAAAUCUUUGAAAGAAUCGUCCGAACGCGAAAUAUGGUAUCGUGAAGGGAAAUAUUUUCUCGCGACUUUAAAAUGUAGCUUUUCAAUUUCCUCUACCUAAGUUAUUUGUAAGAGAGAGAGAGAGCGAGAUAGAGAGUCGGUACAUAAAAGUUUAUUCUGUUUUAGUAGUUUAUUAGUUUAAGCAUAAAACAUUUGUUCAAAUUCAAACACAAUUUAUCACAUAAGAGAAAGCUAAGCUAAACAAUGUACAUAGUAGGGAAGUAAACAAAAAAGUUUUAAUUGUAACGUAACAAAAUAUUUAACAUCAAAGCAGACAAAAAAAAGAGAUGGUGUAAACCCAUUAAAAAUUAUGAAAGGCAACUUAGCUAAAGCAAAUGAAUAAUAAAGAACAAAACAAAUGAAAAAAAUACUAAUUAAACAAGCUAACAAAAAUCUUAUCGUAGUUUGUAGGAAAAAGUAAUAAAGAUGAAAGAAUGUGAAUAAAA
Toxorhynchites rutilus septentrionalis is the source of this 12888-nucleotide messenger RNA. RefSeq names its product PHD finger protein rhinoceros (gene rno). The transcript has 7 exons. Bases 1209 to 12272 code for a protein of 3687 amino acids. The record is from RefSeq and is a predicted model, not a curated record. NCBI's taxonomy places the organism in Eukaryota, Metazoa, Arthropoda, Insecta, Diptera, Culicidae. Gene Ontology annotation, molecular function: DNA binding; structural constituent of chromatin. Gene Ontology annotation, biological process: chromosome condensation; regulation of transcription by RNA polymerase II.